Molecule: messenger RNA, 1671 nt
Organism: Vigna radiata var. radiata (mung bean)
Lineage: Eukaryota; Viridiplantae; Streptophyta; Magnoliopsida; Fabales; Fabaceae
Product: disease resistance RPP13-like protein 4
Exons: 1
Coding region: 1-1671 (556 amino acids)
Source: RefSeq, a predicted model, not a curated record
AUGAAAGCAGUAGGUGUGUUGAUGAAGGAGUUGACGACAUCAAGGAGGAAAUUCCAUGAAAGAGGAAGAGAUGAAUCAUUUGAUGGGAAGUUGGAGAAGUUGCGGUUGGUUCUGAACAAUAUAAAGGAUGUGUUUGUAGAAGUGAAGAAGAAUGAAGAAAAACUGCUUGACACAUUAGCAGAGGUUUANGACCAUCUUCACAGGUUAGACCGCAAGAAGCUGCAUCAAGACAUGGAGGGCAUUUGCAAGAGAAUAAGAGAUUCUGCUCACAAUUUGCUCCCAACGCUUGUUUUUGAUGAGUCAUAUAAGGAGGAGGAUCACAGGGAUGGCAAAAUAUCUCACUUAUCAGAAGAGUUGGUGCUGCCCCAUCUGAUUGAGCUUUGGACUGAGAAAUAUUUUAACCUGCAACGCUAUCCAUCAAAAUCUUGCUUGUUUUGUCUCCUAAUUUUUCCUGAGAAUGCUGUCAUAAGGAAAAGAAUUGCAAUUAAUAUGUGGAUUGCAGAGGAUAUGGUUAGAAAUACUAUGGAGAAAACAGCAGAGGAAUUGGGUGAGGAUGUGAUUGAUGAUCUUUUGAAAUUUAAGGUGAUUGUACGCUAUGGUAGUAUAAAGGAUCCCAUAGUCAAUAAAUUUCAAAUUCUUCCUCACGUCCGUAGUCACUUGAAGUUAUCUUUAGAAAGAGAAUUAGGUUAUAUGAUACAAUCGCGGUUACUGCUUGAUAGAAAAAAAGUUACAAUAGGUGGAGUUGAUACAAAAACUACUACUUUACGUAUUCUUUUUAAUAUUGGCACAAGUUAUCUGAAUUUUGGAUCACAAUGGGUUACCCAUUCAUUCAAGAAUAUAGAAAUGCUUCAACUUGGGCGUUGGCAAGAUUCACCUUUGCAUCAUAUUGAAGUUGGGAGUGAAGAAUUCUUGAAAGAGUUGAGAACUCUGAAGCAGUUGAAAUAUCUGAGUCUUCGUGGGAUAUCAAGAAUAUUCGAGCUUCCAUCCUCCAUUGGUGAACUUGAGAGUCUAGUAAUUCUUGAUCUGAAAGCAUGUCAUAAUUUGGAAAGACUACCUGAUGAUAUUUCGUCAAUGAAAAGUCUGACACAUCUGAUUAUGUCUGAUUGUUGCUUACUGGAAGUCAUGCCAAAGGGGAUUGAGAAGCUCACUAAUCUGCAAGUCCUCAAGGGAUUUUUAAUAACUACUUCUGAAAAGACUCCUUGCAGAAUAUCGGAUCUUGCUGAGAAUUUGAUAAAACUAAAGCGACUCAGCAUACGUAUAGGAAGUGAGGCCGUGAUCAAGGAUACGGAGUUUGAAAGUUUGAUAAAUUUUACAGCACUGAAGCAUCUGAAAAUAUCUUGGAGUGUGUCUGACCCAAGGUAUGCUAAAAUUCCUAUCAUUUUGCCACUACAUUUGAGAAAGUUGCAUCUUGAAUGUUUUCCAGGAAAGAGUUUGAAAGAAGUUUUUAUAGUUUACUUUACGGGGCCACGUGAGCUAAAUAUAACUGGAGGAAAACUGGAAAGUCUUAGUUUGGAUUUAACUGGAAACUGGAAAGUGGAAAUACUGCGUCUGAAGUACCUAAAGCAAUUGAAUGUCGACAUAGACUAUUUGAAAUCAUUGAUUCCUAGGCUGAAAUAUGUAGAAAUUAAACAAAUCUCAAACCAUUCAUACAUUGAGCGUGAAUAUGAAUAG